AUGCAUCUUGAAAUCCAGUACGACCAUGAACUGUGCAAUGACUUAUUGGCCGUCACCACACCCGAGAAGAUUACCCCCCACAGGUGCCACAUAUCUUCAUCAAUUGCGGAGCUCAAAGACACGUCGGCUCGGUGCAAUCGAUUUAAGGAAUGUAUUUUCCGGCACCUCGACUCGACUCGGGAAGAUUUCAAGGUCGGUGGCAUCCUGCGAAUACUCGAAGCCCUUGGGCGACUCAGCUGGGUCGGCGAGAUUGUCCGACAAAAAACAAUCCAGGUCUACAGUUUUCCGUCUGCAUUCAAGACUUUCCGGCGUUGGCUUUACCUGCUUCCGAAAGGCGCCAAGGCCGUCUUACGCAUCACGCGGACCGAUGAAAACAGAGAGGAUUUGCCACCCGCCAGCCCCGCCCCUCCACCCAGCCUCAGCACAACGGAAUCAACCCUACCAGCAGAUUAUGGUGCCUUCGAAGCAAUCAACGAUGACAGCAAUGCCGACCCGGAUCACUGCGCAGACAACCCCACAGACACAAUCACGAGGACUUCCUCCACGGCCCCACUGACCGACGCACCCAAGCGGUCGUUGCAGUUAUUUCCUCCUACUCGACCUCCCAAGACACACCAUCUCCGCCGCGCGGCUGCUGAUCUGACCAUGAGACAGUUUUUCUUUAUUUCACAUCUCGCCGAGGAUGACGAACACACGCUUGCUACCAUGCAAAAGCACUCCAUUUAUCAUUGGUCUGUCUUCAAAGGCAUGACCAAGGCCGACCUUGCAGAAGCAGGAUUCAAUCUCGGGCCCGCUCGUUUGAUAGUUUCUGGUACUGCCGCUGCGGUUGCCCAACUCGAGAAUUUGUAA
Puccinia triticina is the source of this 849-nucleotide messenger RNA. RefSeq lists its product as uncharacterized. Bases 1 to 849 code for a protein of 282 amino acids. The transcript has 2 exons. The record is from RefSeq and is a predicted model, not a curated record. Lineage: Eukaryota; Fungi; Basidiomycota; Pucciniomycetes; Pucciniales; Pucciniaceae.